GACAGUUAAUGAAGUUUAAUGAAUAACAUCACGGAUAGACUUCGCAAGAAAAGAGGUCUUCAUUCCGAUGCAAGUGUUGUACCCUAGAACUUUUAUGUAAAACCAUCAAAGUCAAAGACCAAGACUUACACGAGGUAUUCAAGGCAAAAGACUUAAAUGGUCGACAUACAGCAACCUGACGGGUCUUACGGAUCCAGCGAGGACUCGACCCUUCCCAUGAGCCCUCACCACAGUGACUAUGACACGUCAUCUAUGGGCUCAUCACGGAGGAGCCCACGCUCAAUCAGCCCUGCCAGCUGCCUUCUGAAUGAUAGUCUGGAAUACCUUCAACAUGCGUGGACUGGGCAAGGUCCGGGGCAUUCUCUUGGUCUUGAUUAUAAUACCUUUGACCUGUUUAGACCAGUCAGUGGCAACAAUUCGAGGCAGAGUACACCGCGCACAUCUGGAAUGCCAAGUCCUGGAAUGGCCAGAAUGCUCCGCGAAAUGGCCAGUGACUCGGACAGGGUCUGCAGUCCGGAUGCUAGUACUUUGUACACCAACCGGACGGAACACUACAACCCGUCUGGGUUCGGACAACACGCACAUGAUGAGUGCAUGGAGUACGGUAAAUGGGCCAACUGCUUUCUCCAGUUCAGCCCGCAUGGUGCUCACAUCACGGACCUGACAAGAGAUCUCGCGGACGGACUAACACUGAUCGACCUCGUCGAGACACUGAUUGGAGUAAGCGUUGAGCCCAUUCAUGUGAAACCUGCCCUCGAGGUACAACGGACAGAGAACAUACAAGCCUGUCUGGAUGUCCUGACUUGGAAUGGUGUCAACGUCGAUAACAUUCCUACAGAGGAUAUUGUUAAAGAAAAUACAAAAGUUGUUCUUGCGUUUUGCAAAAUAAUGCGGAAUCACUUUGGAUCAUCACCAGCUACUCCUGUGGUUAUCAAGCCGUCUCCUCGACGCACCCCACCCUGGCAAGAGCAGCUUUUGCCACCGCGAGGCCCUCUCUCGCCACUACAAACACUUUGCCCGAGUCCAUUAUCGCCUCGGUCCACACGGUCUCAUUUUGCCGGGCUGGCUGCCGAGGACUGUGCUCUUCUCAACUGGGUUGGUAACGUGACGCGAACCAAGGUCAAGGGCUAUGAAAGUUUUCAGGAUGGUCACAUCCUCUGUUUGCUGCUCAACCAUUUGACAGCAGAGGAAGCUAUUCCUGCCGUGGUACUAGAACAUGGAUUACCCUCUGAGAAGGUCUCCCUUGCUCUGGAAGUCAUUCGAGACGAGCUGAACAUCGAGGCCGAUGUGAGCACAGACGAGGUCCUGGAGACAUCAAAUCCUGGUGCCCUUGCUGAGGUGCUCCGGUUUCUCCACCAGUUCUACAUUCUCAAGUUAAAGUCUACGCAAGAGGACCUGGACAGCUUGACGAGCAAUGGCACAUUGAAAAGGGCCAGUCAAAAGAGCGACGAGUUUGGAAUAACGACUCAAGAAUCUCAACAGAAACGGGAGUAUAACGAGCGGAGUAGCAAACCAAACAAUCGCGAGAAAAUUUUCCAUGAAAGCAACAAUGGAAGAGAGGAGGAUUUUAAAAGUAUUAAUAGAAAAGGUUUAGGUGUCCUUUCUCAAGAUCCUCGUAAUGCUGGUCCAAAGUACAGCUCAUACUUUACGAGUUUUCAAGACAGACAUUCUAGAGAGGGACUGCCCCCCAGUGAAACGAGUUUUGAAGGAAACCCACCAAAAAAUGAACGCCGAUCUCUUCCCAAAUUGCCAGAAAGGAAACUCGAAAGCAAAAGCAGUUCUAGUUCUUUCACAGACAAUUUUAUUUCUCUUAAAAAGGAAGUAAACGAUUUCCAUGACGAGGAAGAGAGUGCAUGGUUAUUAGAAUUCAAGAAUUCUAAAAACCGCCGAUCAAUUGAACAAGACAUAGAGCUAUUUUCAGACCUAAAAGCCGAACUUGCCGGGUUUGAAAAAGAGAUUAAAGUAUCGACAAACAGGAAAUUGGUUUCAAAACAAGUGCCAAAACUAAACUUCGACUUUUUGGUGCCCAGUGAAUCGUUAUUUGAUAUAGAAUCACCUCGGACGCAUUUCACAGGGGUUUCUUACAAAGAUAAGUGCGAUAGUGCGAAGGCGAAAUUGGCGGACUAUGACAGGCAGUUAGAGCUGCUAAAGAAACAGUACUUUGAUGUCAUGCAGCAGGAAUAUAGACCAGAACCCUCCGAUGAUGGCAUACAAAAGCGGAACUCCUUUCCUGGUGUAAGCUCUCCACUUUUUGCACGGGAGUACGUUAAGGCAGAUAAUCAGCAUGAAGAAUCGAGGUUGAGUUCUAACCUAAAAGAUAAAGGAAAAUCGAAAGCAAGCCGGCGUAUAAAAUCGCUAUCGGCUGGCGGCAUACCAAACCAGCUUCUGCAGAGCUAUUCUAACGUCCAGAAGGGGACUUUCCCCCCUUAUCGAACUUGGUCGAUUCAUAUAAGUGAAAAGGUUCGAAAUACAUCUGUAAAAAGCAGAGGUAAUGACAAAAAGGCUCCCUCGAUUAGCACAAGGACAGAAUCUGAAAAGGAAAAAUCUUCUAUUGGCAAAAUAGCACCUCGAAAUUACAUUGAGUCAGAGCGGACGAUGAAGGAGAAAUUUGUCGAUGAUGCCAGUGGAUACAGAAACGAACUGACUGGAUCUAUAGGGAAAGCUCGUAGGGAAAGUGUCGACUCGUUGAACUCAACCGUCAGAGGAACUGCCAAGGACGAGACAGACCCCCUCAACAGCAGCUCGCGUUUACUUGGCCUGACAGCCCUUAUCCGAAUGACGGCUAAGAAGGCUAGUGCUGUUUCUGACACCGAGUAGCCAUUGUUAUCCAGACAAGGCAGGGACGCCCUUAUACAGGUGCCGUCACCGAGAAAUCUUUCUUAUCCGUAAGAGCGGGUGGUGUCCCCAUUAUCAAGAAGAUAAGGCAGCUUUAUAUAGGUGCCAACACCAAGAGAUGCAAUUUCAGAUGCGGAUUUCAGACUCGUCUGAGUGAGGCUUGUGAUAAAAAGUGGUUUAAUCAGACUCUA
Messenger RNA from Nematostella vectensis (starlet sea anemone), 3026 nucleotides. RefSeq lists its product as uncharacterized. Lineage: Eukaryota; Metazoa; Cnidaria; Anthozoa; Actiniaria; Edwardsiidae. The record is from RefSeq and is a predicted model, not a curated record. Gene Ontology annotation, molecular function: protein binding. The transcript has 10 exons. The coding region runs from base 157 to 2817 and encodes 886 amino acids.